Molecule: messenger RNA, 3292 nt
Organism: Terrapene triunguis (Three-toed box turtle)
Lineage: Eukaryota; Metazoa; Chordata; Testudines; Emydidae
Gene: INO80C
Product: INO80 complex subunit C
Exons: 5
Coding region: 25-591 (188 amino acids)
Biological process (GO): chromatin remodeling
Cellular component (GO): Ino80 complex
Source: RefSeq, a predicted model, not a curated record
AUCCGGCCUAGUGGAGGAGGGGGAAUGGCCAGUCUGGUCCCAGGGGCAGCGGCUCUCGCCGCCCCGGGAGCGGCCCGCAGCAAGAAGCGUCCGGCGAGCCCGGGCAACGGCAGCGGCCCCAGCAAGAAGAAGAAGGUGGCGGCGGCGCCGAGUGGCCCCCAGCUAGCAAGUGUAGGUGCAGAGACCAUGAAUGAGAAUAAAUUUAUGACUGUGGAUCCCAAUACCGGGCCAAUGGAAGCCGCCAUCAAACCAUUGCCAUUUAAGGAUCCAAACUUCAUUCACUCUGGCAUUGGUGGAGCAGCAGCUGGCAAGAAGAACAGAACUUGGAAGAACCUAAAACAAAUUCUUGCUUCUGAAAGGGCAUUGCCAUGGCAACUCAAUGAUCCUAGUUACUUUAAUAUCGAAGCUCCUCCUUCCUUUAAACCAGCCAAGAAAUACUCUGAUAUUUCAGGACUUCCUGCAAAUUAUACAGAUCCACAGAGCAAGCUGAGAUUCAGUAGCAUUGAAGAAUUUGCUUACAUUCGGAUGCUUCCUUCAGACGUUGUUACAGGUUACCUGGCAUUAAGAAAAGCAACGAGUAUAGUUCCCUAAGACUUGCAAAAUGCCUUUGAGUGACCAGCCAUGGAUUGGGAUAACAUUCAGUGUUUUAAAUAAAACUCUGAUUGUGGCAUUGAGAUUAUUGGGGGGGUGGGAGGGGUUUGUUACAAAUUAAUACUCAUAUUUAUGUCUGAAAGUGGCUGGAUUGAAAUGUGCAUUCGAAAGAAUAUUUAAUUUUAAUUUUGAUACAUCUGUAUAUUUGUUAGCUUGCUGACUCUUAAGAAUCCUGUUGUAGUCAACAAAAGAUCCUGAAUGUUUAGGGUGCAGUCCUGGCCCUACUGAAAUCCGUCUGAGUUUUGCCAGUUACUUCAAUGGGGCCAGGAUUUCACCCUUGCUAUUGUUAAGUGCACUGAUAUUUGUCUCAGAAGAAGAAUGAGUGAUCUGAGCCCAGGAGUAGUGACCAAGAACUCCUGAGUUCUAAACCUGCCUUGCAUAUGGAGAAGUCACAAACUCUUCGUUUCAGUUUGCCCCCUCUGUAAAAUACUUGUCUGAAUACUGUUGUGGGGAUUAGUUGGUUAAUGUCCAUUAAGUGUAUUGAAAAUGAAGAUGUCUAUUCAAGUGCUAAUAUGCUAAUAUUUAUAUUGCAAACUUAAAUAUGGGGCAGGGCGCUGGGUGGGGAAACAGAUACUGAAUAACUUGGGAUAUUUUAGCUUUCAGAUAAUCAAGAGAACUGUCAUUGUAAUUAAAAUUAUACACACAAACUAUGAUACAAGACUCAAUCAUAAUGAAUAAGGAAAAGAGGGGUGAAUUAAGGUUGCAUAAAUUCUGGCAUUUCCUUAACUUUUGAGUACUUGACUUUGCAACCCUAAUAAUAAUCUUUUUAAUGUAUUUUUUGGUAUGAAAUUUCCUAGUUUAAAAAACAAACAAACUGAAAGAACAAAAAUUCCAUCAUUAGCAUCAUAGAAACACCCCUAUGGUUCAUCAACAGGGUUGGAAUCUUCUGAUUCGCCACACUGACCUCGGUCGCAGGAACUAGUGGAGUAACUGAUAGCAAUAGUGGGUUGGCAUCUGCUCUAUGGACCAGCACUAGAGGGGUGUUAGAUGCUUUGCCAACUGAUUUCACAGAUAUUUGUUCACAGGAGAGGAAUGAUGAGACUCGGAAAUCUUGGAUUCCAGUCCAGGUUUUAGAGGGGAGUGUGAUCUAGUGGGCACAGUCUGUUCUGCCUGUUCCUCCUCCUAAAGUGUGAUCCCCUCUGCCUUUUCCCCUCCAACCUGUCUCUGUCCUAUCUCUUCCCCAUGCCUGGCUCCCUGUCCCAGCCUCCUUGCCCCACAAGUCCUCAUCUCACCCAUUUGGGCAUCCAAUCUCAGUCUCUCUCCUCCCCACCCAAGUCCCUUUGCUCAGUUAUUCCAAGUCCCCCACCUCACUCUCAGCUCCUUGUCUUGUCUACGUGCCCAGUGAGUCCCCGUUCCCUCUCUCCCGGCUCCUCAGCCAGUCAUUCUUUCCCUAGCCCUGGCUUCCAGUGUCUCACGCACACACCCACCCCGCCCAACGCAUGCUCCCAGUCCUAAUCUCCCUCCCCGAGCUACUUGGCUAGUCUGGGUCUCCCCUGCCUCUGGCUCCCUCUCCCAGUCUCUGCCCAGCUAGUCCCAGUUGUCCCCCUGCACCCAAUCUUGUCAGAUCUGUCUCCUCCGUCUCACUGCACCACUGGUUCUUAGUCCCAUAGUCUUUUAUUGAAUUUUAAUGGCCAGGUUAGGGAGGAACGGAGUCAUGUGAUCUUGUGGAAUGAGCCUGGGCUCAUGGUAGCAGGUCUGUUCUAAUCAGAGCUCUGCCACUGACUCGCUAAGUUACCUUGAGCAAAUUGCUUCAUUUCUGUCCGUUUCCUCAUUUGUGAAACGGGGCUAAUGGUACUUAGGAGUCUAAUCUCCUAUUAAUGAAUGUCUGUACUGUGUUUUGCACACAGCGCCCUAUGGCAGUGCUAAUUAUUAUUAUAGAUUUUUCUCUACUGCCGGGAUGUAUACACAGAGUACUGUCAACAUUGGCUUACUUCCAAGCCCUAAACAGGAAGGUUAAUUAAUGGGAAAUUUCAAAUUUACCGGCUGUAUCUGGGAUUUAAAUGCCCAUUUUUUAUGAUCCAAAACUUACAAAACAAAGUCAAUUAAAAAAUCUUUUUGACGUGUUUACAACAGGUCCCUCAAAUCCUUGGAUAUUGGAUAAUGCCACAACUAUAUCCCAGAACAGGAAAUAAUAAAACAGUAUAUCUCACGUGAUGCCAGUAAACAUCAAGGCCACAUUCACUUCGCGUAUGUGUUUUAAAAGGGAUGUUUUCUCCCUACUUUAUGUACUGAAGAGGUGUUUAAGAUAAGCUUAACUUUGAUAUGAAAAGAAAUCUUGUAGUACUACUGUAAGAUCAGUAUUGCUUUGACUAAGCAGACAGCAGCUCAGAAAAUUGGAUUUCAGCACAGGUUAUUGGCUCCCACAAACACAUUUAAAAUUCUUUUGGUACAAACCCACAUAGGAAUGCUUUUAGAGUCCACUUUUCCCCCCAGUUUUGUUAUAGCCAUGUUGGUCUCAGGAUACGAGAGAGACCAGCUGGGUGAGGUAAUAUAUUUUAUUGGACCAACUUCUGGUGGGUGGAAGGGACAAGCUAUUGAGCUUCCCAGAACUCUUUAAAGUCCCUAGCAGGUGUGCUGUUGGGGCAUAACUGUAGGGGAUCAUACAAUGUCACUGUGUAACCAGAUUUGUUUAAAAGUUUCU